Brachypodium distachyon (stiff brome) is the source of this 1029-nucleotide messenger RNA. RefSeq lists its product as uncharacterized. Bases 119 to 706 code for a protein of 195 amino acids. The transcript has 3 exons. The record is from RefSeq and is a predicted model, not a curated record. NCBI's taxonomy places the organism in Eukaryota, Viridiplantae, Streptophyta, Magnoliopsida, Poales, Poaceae.
UACAGAUACGGUCUCAUAAAAUAAAUAAAAAAGAUCAAGCUGUGGGCCAAGGAAAACCAGAGAGAGAGGGGUCUUCUUCUCGAUCCUAGCCUAGGGUUCGUGCUCGGCGGCGGCGGCGAUGGCGCGGAAGAGGAAGACGGAGGCUCCGCCGCGGCUGGACGAGGCGGACCGCACGCUAUACUCCACCUUCUGCGGCGCCGCCAACUCGCUCUCCCAGCUCUACUCCCAGGCCAUGGCGCAGCAGAAGCAGUCCUUCCACGCCGGCGAGCUCCACGCCCUCGAGAAGCUCUCCCAGUGGAUCACGAGGAAGCAGGAGGAAGAAUCGAGGUUGACGGUAACUGAAAUACUGGCUCAUAUACAGCAUGAGAUGGACUAUGGAGGCAGCAGUGACGCACAAACGGCCCCAAGAUUACAUCAGUACCCUCAGAGCGCAGGGCAGUUUGCCAACUCAAGCGGCCAACUUUCCGUUGGUUCACAUGGACAGGGAUCUGGGCUGGCUCCUCGGGCCAGCAACAGCGAUCAGUCGAAGAAUCCCACCUUGUUCUCAAACGCCCUGUCCAGCCCAGUCCGCCGGAGCCUCCAGAGCUACCACCCAACUCAAGGAGCGGCUGGAAUGGGAAACCGGAGUGUCGAGGCCAACUCCACCAGCUCGAACGACACCACGAUGGACAUGGUCUCAGAUAGCGUGGCGAACGAGUACUGCUGAAGUGGUCCAUAUGGUGUCACAACACACAUGAUGCAUGACAGGAGCCCUGGCAGUGUCUGUCUUUACUCUUGUGAGGAUGAGGAUGAUGAUGUGUUUCAAUCUCUGUCUGCCCCCUCUAAACCUCACCAUCACCAUACUCGUGUGUCGUGUCAUAAAUUAAGUUUCGACCGGCGAGUGGUUCUCUCUCGCCGUGCGUGGCAUUGUAUUUUUGUUCAAAACCUGCUGUGCAGUGUUGGAGAAAUAUAUAUGCAAUGAUCACAAUGUUAUAUCUUUCUUAAAGGUGUAACCAAGGAAAUCUUAAACAAAAUAAGUGGAUGUCUCUA